Messenger RNA from Prorocentrum cordatum, 366 nucleotides. The record is from the annotation of a GenBank genome assembly. Lineage: Eukaryota; Dinophyceae; Prorocentrales; Prorocentraceae.
AUGUCGAACAACUUGGACGCUUAUGCGAUCUUCAUUGCCCUGGUUCUGUCCUUCAUCCCCAAGCUCGACCCGCUUUCCUCGACGUUCGCUAAUGUCGAAGCCGAGGUGUGUGCGACCCUGCUCCCGGGGCCCGCAGAGUGGAUCUCGCAUUGUUUUCUGAAGACCCUGAAGGCUGCCCAUUUCCCGAAGGAGGUGCUGGACAUCAUGUGGUCGUCUGUCGCUGCCCGGGCUCGCGCGGCGCAGUUCGAGGAUUCGGCCGAUGGAGGCUUUUGUGUCUUACAGCGCGCUGCGAGGCUUCGCCAGGCGAUGAGCCAGCCAGGGGACGACGCCCUUACGCAGGCAUGGUUCGACUACACGCAAGAGUGA